CCCGGCUCGACCCAACUUAAUCCAUUCGAUCGUAAAGCAACCUAAGCAGUAAACCCAUAACCAUGAGCAAGCCUGUGUCCUUCAUCUCGAUGGUGGCUGUGAUUUUGCUGGCCAGCUCCACAGUGAAGUUGGCCCAAGGAACGCUCUGCAGUGAAAAGCUCAACGAGGUGCUGAGUAUGGUGUGCGAGGAGUAUAAUCCCGUGAUUCCACACAAGCGCGCCAUGCCCGGUGCCGACAGCGACCUGGACCCCCUCAAUCCCCUGCAGUUUGUCCAGGAGUUCGAGGAGGAGGACAAUUCGAUCUCGGAACCGCUGCGAAGUGCCCUCUUUCCUGGGAGCUAUCUGGGGGGUGUCCUCAGUUCCCUGGCGGAAGUCCGGAGGCGAACUCGCCAACGGCAAGGAAUCGUGGAGAGGUGCUGCAAAAAGUCCUGUGAUAUGAAGGCCCUGCGGGAGUACUGCUCCGUCGUCAGAAAUUAGGCCUCCUAAUGCGAAAAUCAUUGACCCCAACUGACCUGCUCGACGCGAUUAUCUCUGGAUCUGGUUCCAAACCAACCAUGUGCAUAUAUACUACAAUCGAUGUUUUUUACAGCUUGUUGCAUGUUACUCUUUAUGAAUGAUCGAAAUGGAUUAAAUAUAUAUUCUGCUUUAAGCUUUGGCAAACAA
This is a messenger RNA of Drosophila mauritiana, 662 nucleotides long. It is a transcript of the gene Ilp2, whose product is annotated as probable insulin-like peptide 2. Gene Ontology annotation, molecular function: hormone activity. The record is from RefSeq and is a predicted model, not a curated record. The coding region runs from base 63 to 476 and encodes 137 amino acids. Gene Ontology annotation, cellular component: extracellular region. The transcript is spliced from 2 exons. Lineage: Eukaryota; Metazoa; Arthropoda; Insecta; Diptera; Drosophilidae.